This is a messenger RNA of Chelmon rostratus (copperband butterflyfish), 3656 nucleotides long. It is a transcript of the gene ccna2, whose product is annotated as cyclin A2. The coding region runs from base 398 to 1711 and encodes 437 amino acids. Gene Ontology annotation, cellular component: nucleus; cytoplasm; cyclin A2-CDK2 complex. The record is from RefSeq and is a predicted model, not a curated record. Gene Ontology annotation, biological process: regulation of cyclin-dependent protein serine/threonine kinase activity; mitotic cell cycle phase transition. The transcript is spliced from 8 exons. NCBI's taxonomy places the organism in Eukaryota, Metazoa, Chordata, Actinopteri, Chaetodontiformes, Chaetodontidae. Gene Ontology annotation, molecular function: cyclin-dependent protein serine/threonine kinase regulator activity.
AGGAACACCUCUGCACGAUUCCGGAUAAAUGGACUGAGGCUAGCGCCCUUGUUUGCAGGUUGGUAGUAAUUUCGGAACUCGUGAGUAUGGCGACUUAAAAACAGGUCAGGUUUUUUAGAUACUGCAUCGCCAACUGUGCAUUUUUUGUUUAGCUGUUUUGUUUUUACCACUGUAGUUCCAAGUGUCGUUGCCAUCUCAACAGCUUAGUUUUGAUUGUGAACGAUUCUUUAACCUGCCUCAGCAAGAUAGCAGCUAAUGCUAGCCUCGCUAUAACUGUCCAAACGUGAUCUUUUGAAACUAAACUCAUUAGAUAUUUGUCUCGUACAAGCGCACACAACGACUAUAGUGCCUUGAUAAGCAAACGGAGACGGGUCGGACUUUUUGUUUGAGGGGAAACAUGUCAGGGGCUAACAGAGGGCAGGGAAGCGCGGCUAGUGAGUUUCACAACCAAGAGAAUAUGUUGUCAAGACUGAGAGGCUCGCUAAAACCCCGGGCUGCUGCAAACGACAACCAAGAAAACCUGCCACCGAAACAAGCGGCCAACAGAACCGUCCUGGGACCUCUGCAAAACAACCACCGGAGCAAAGCCCAGACUCAGCGCGGCACGAAACAGGAGUCAUCACAGCCCCUGUCCUGUAAAAAUGAAGACUUUAGCAAAAGCUGCUAUGAGAAGCCCUCCACCAGACAGCCCACUUUCCAGAUCCAUGUGGACGAGCCUGAUGGCGCCUGCACCAAGAAGACACAGCAGGUGGUUGAAGCUGUCAAAGCAAAGUUGGUGGCUGAAGAGUCUCCCCUCGCAAUCAACAAUGCUGUGGCACGGCUCCGCCAGCCCCUGGCCACCCUUGAUAUUCCAUCAGCAAUGGAUGUCAGCUUUGACUCUCCCAUGGACAUGUCUGUGGUUGAGGGGGAGGAGAAACCAGUCAAUGUAAAUGAGGUCCCAGAAUAUGCUGCUGAAAUCCACACAUACCUGAGGGAGAUGGAGGUAAAAACCAGGCCUAAAGCAGGCUACAUGAAGAAACAACCUGACAUCACCAACAGCAUGAGGGCCAUCCUGGUGGACUGGCUGGUGGAGGUCGGAGAAGAGUACAAGCUCCAGAAUGAGACACUUUAUCUGGCUGUAAACUACAUUGAUCGCUUCCUCUCCUCAAUGUCUGUCCUGAGGGGGAAGCUUCAACUGGUUGGGACUGCUGCCAUGCUGUUGGCUUCGAAAUUUGAAGAGAUCUACCCCCCUGAGGUGGCAGAGUUUGUUUACAUCACAGAUGACACCUACACCAAGAAGCAAGUGUUAAGAAUGGAGCAUCUGGUGCUUAAAGUGCUCUCCUUUGAUCUGGCAGCACCAACCAUCAACCAGUUUCUCACACAAUACUUCCUCCACCAGUCAGUUAAUAAACAAACUGAAAGUCUGGCAAUGUACCUUGGGGAGCUCAGCCUUGUGGAUUCAGAUGUCUUCUUGAAGUAUCUACCUUCACAGACAGCUGCUGCAGCCUACAUCUUGGCCAACAACACAGUGGCUGGUGGCUCAUGGCCCAAGUCUUUGACGGAGAUGACUGGCUACUCCCUGGAGGAUCUGAUGCCCUGUGUUGAGGAUCUGCACCGACUUUACCUCAAUGCUGCUCAGCAUGCCCAGCAAUCUGUUCGGGAGAAGUACAAGGGCUCCAAGUACCUUGAAGUUUCCCUCAUCGAGGCUCCAACUAAACUGCUGCUGAACUGACUUCUCCCCCUGCCCAUGUCGAUGUAGAGUUGUACCAGUCUUUAAUUUUUUAUAUUUUUGUUUUUUAAAUGAUGUGUGCCACCAUUUCAGAUGACAUGGCCUGCUCUUCUUGGAGUAGAGCUAGAUGUUUAGAGUUUUUUUAUGGUAUUUUUAUAUACACAUUCAUACCAGACACUAUUGUGUUGGUUAAUCAAGCAGUUUUAAUGGUUUGACUUUAAAUCAGACAAAAUGUAGAUGUCUUAUCACCACUCUGUAAACAUUCUGCUUUGAUCUACAGUCUUAACAGACAUGUGGAUCUACUCAAACCCAGAAUCUUCAUCAUUCCACUUUGAGGGUUGAGUUGAUAUAAAUGGUUAUUGUUGAUGGGUCUACCCUUAAGUAUUUGGCCUUUUAUGAGAAGCAGAUUAAAGUACAUUUUGUCUGUCCUGGAGUCAGCUGCCUCAUUACAUUGGUGUCUUGGAAGCAAUCAGCUUUUCAACAAGUCUCCUGCACUGUAAAAUAUGGCUCUUGUAAAUAAAAUUCAUUUAAAGUAAGACUUCAUUUCUAAAUCUUUAUGAUCACAUUGGACUCAUGGGGGCAGCAGAGGACCACCUUUGGUCCUUACAGGUUUCCUCAAAUGCACAAGGACUUAGAAACUUGAAUUUUUAAUAGACUGGUGCAGUGGUUUGACAAUUUCAAAAUGGGUCUGAACUGUCAAUCUUGGGUUAAUUUAAAGUGAUUUCAUCUGAGGUGCUUUGCUACAUACUAUAAGCUGUAAACAUUGAAAAACCCUUUAUUGAAAGAAUGGACCAGAUGUUAGUUUGAUCUGUCAGGUAUGCUGAGUAAGAAGGAUUCAGACUUCUCUGGUUUUCAUCACAAAACAAUACAGACUGGCCGAUGGAAAUUGGGUGGGAUAGUUGCAAGAUGGGUGCAAAUAAAAGGCCAGAAGUACAUUUUUAAACUCCAAGAAAUUGGUUUUGUGGAGUGGCUGAACAUGAGUUAAAUACUGAGGCAAACAAUUUUAAACAUGAGGGGAAAAUAAGUCUUUAAUUACCUGAAGUGAUAUUGUGAUUUGAUUCCAUUUACCAAAAACUAUCCAGUAUAAAAAGCAAAUAUAAACACAUGGCAAACAGAUUGCCCUUUGUCUGUACAUAAUCGGAGGAUUGAACUGUUUUACUGCAUUGAUUUGAUUUUUUUUCUGAAAGUGAAGGGAAGGCAGUCAGUGGUGUUGAAGGCAUCUCUCGCUCUCUCCUCCCUCUCACUCACGUGAUAAAUUGGGAGGCUGGCUCUGUGCGAGGAGUCCAGCAGGAGAGACUGGAAGCACAGCCCAGCUGCAGAAAGGUUUCCACCGUUUCAUCUCAGGAGAAUGGACAGCUCAAAGACCACACUCGCAACAGCUUUGCUUGGUCAGUGACAACACUCACUUGUGAGUAGUUGGAGGAUUAAACCAUGGCGAAAGAAGGAAAUUCUACAACAUAGCCAAAACCAGUUGGAUACCUUUUUUUAAACAAUGGCUCCUACAGCACAGCAUCUGUCUAACCCCUGAGAAGUGUGGGAAACGAGCAUUUUUGGAGGAGGUUGAGAGGGCGGGUUGCUGCCUAACCUCAUGCCUGCCCCCAGGACAUUCCUGGCGGCGUCCACCUCGCUGCCCCUGGCACUGGACUGGGGCUGGAACCUGAGCUUGUACGUGGGGAUGCUCCUAGGACUCCUGACCCUCAUGCUGCUGCUUCUCUGGCUGCUCCUCAAGCAGCUGAGGAACUCGGUGGGAAAAUCCAUGCUGCAGCCCAUCCACUCUUUCAGACAGCAUCGCUUAGAACAGAGGCUUCAGCAUGAGUUGUGAAAGAUGGAACAAUUCUGCCAAAACACUGCCAGGACUGAGACUUGUUGGAGUGCUUGAAUGUGCCCUUGCAGGUUCAUGUAAGAAAAUGACUUAAAAAAAAACAUUGUUUUGGACUCAAGUGCUUAU